Molecule: messenger RNA, 869 nt
Organism: Bactrocera neohumeralis
Lineage: Eukaryota; Metazoa; Arthropoda; Insecta; Diptera; Tephritidae
Exons: 2
Coding region: 36-599 (187 amino acids)
Source: RefSeq, a predicted model, not a curated record
UAAAAACAGUUUCUACUUCAGACACUCGUUAGGCAAUGUGCAAAUUCACCAACCGUCUCUUUGUCUUCACGCUGCUGGCCGUGGGAACGCUGAUGGCGCCGGUGGAUGCAGCAGCCAUGCGAGCCCAGCACAGAAGCGCUGCAGAUCCGAAAUUUUUGGACCUUCUCUCGCUGAACGAGGACAACAACAACUACGAUCUGCAUUACGAUCAGCGACAGAAGGGCGAAGAGAAUUUGCAUGUGCGCAUGAAUGGGUUCUUUAUCGAAAUGCCCGAUGACGGCGAUAAAGAUGCGAGCGACGAGUUGAAGGAACUACUAUACUAUGCCAUACUCUUUGGUGGGAGCGAAGAAAUGUUUAAGCACUUGAUCGAAAACAAAAUAAGCACCACUCCAACACCCACCAGCUUGACCUUAAGUGAGUUUGGGCUUUUGAAUGAGAACAAAUUGGACGCGGAACGGCAUGCCAUUGGUCAGCAGGGUGAGGACCCGGAAGCAGCAACCAAACAUAAGGUAGAAGGCAGAAAUGCGAACCCACUUCAGGAUAGCGGCUUGGUGGCCGUAAAUCGGGAGCCAGAGACGAAGCGCGUGGGAUUGAUGUGAGUAAUGUUGAGAAAUGAGUCGAACAAGGAAUUGAAUACUACUUGAUUCUAUUCGCUAUAACUUGUCCUGAUUAUUUUUUGUAGCACAAAACAGCAUUUCAACACUUUGCUGAGUUUGCUGAAACGAAUGCGCCGCAACUGAUCCUUGGCAACUGCUUCACAUCUUCACAUGAGAGUUAGUAUAUAAGAAAACAUGCACUGAAGUUUUUAUUAUUCAUAUCGGAUAUAUUUAUAAUACAAAAAGAUAAUGUAGCUAUAAGCGAAUGUAAAA